CUGUUGAUUUUGACGAUCGGCCGCUGCCUCGUCCUGCGCGGCCCGGCCCGGCGGCGGCAGCCAAUGGGCGCGGGGGGCGGACAGCCGCCGCUGGGAGUUGUCUUCCACCGAGUGUCCCGAUUGGGCUUCUUUAAAAAGGCCGAGCACGCUCCUUCUUUUUCACCGGAGCCCCCGCCUCCACCGCCGCGGGUACAGAAAUAGAAAAGAGGUCCGACUGCGGGAGAAAGAGCGCGACACACCAGCGGAGAGUUAUAAACCUGUCAGCCUGCUCCCGAGCUCCGAGCCCCGGUGACCCUCUAUCUUCUUCCGCCUGCCCGGCACCAGCACCAGCACCGUCCGUAGCCCACAGAGAAAAAGAGAGGGAGGGUACCAGCUCGGCUCAAGCACCAAGCCGCGGCUCUGUCUGUCAAAAAAAAAAAAACCACUAGUCUGAAAUCCUAACUUCCCUCUGCGGGUGAACCGAGCCACAGGUUGUCCACCGCCGAGUGAGCUCGACCCGUACCGGCCGUGAGGGUGUCUCUAGGGGGGGAAUGGCAUUGGACUUCGCCGCGGGCUGCGUGGGAGGUGCUGCUGGUGUUUUGGUCGGGCAUCCAUUUGACACUGUGAAGGUGCGGCUUCAAGUUCAAAAUGUGGACAAACCUCUGUACCGUGGAACAAUUCACUGCUUCCAGUCCAUCAUACGCCAGGAGUCGACGCUCGGCCUGUACAAAGGCAUCGGCUCACCAAUGAUGGGUUUGGCCUUCAUCAACGCCAUAGUCUUUGGUGUCCAGGGCAACGCCAUGCGCAAGCUCGGCCGUGACACACCCCUCAACCAGUUCCUGGCAGGAGCCUCAGCAGGAACCAUCCAGUGUGUCAUCUGCUGCCCGAUGGAGCUGGCCAAGACACGCAUGCAACUACAGGGGACUGGAGAGAAGAAGUCUAAGACGAAGCUCUACAAGAACUCCCUGGACUGUCUGGUGAGAAUCUACAGGAGGGAGGGAAUCCGAGGUAUCAACCGCGGCAUGGUGACCACCCUGCUGCGCGAGACACCUGGUUUCGGCGUGUAUUUUCUCACAUACGACGUGUUGACACGUGCCCUGGACUGCGAGCCAGAACAACCGUACAUGAUCCCCAAGCUGCUGUUCGCUGGAGGAAUGUCGGGCAUCGCUUCCUGGCUCUCCACCUAUCCCGUGGACGUGAUUAAGUCACGCCUCCAGGCGGACGGGGUCGGCGGAGUCAACCAGUACAGCGGCAUCAUGGACUGUGUGAGACAGAGCUUGAAGAAGGAGGGGUGGAGGGUGUUCACACGUGGGCUCACGUCCACUUUGCUCCGCGCGUUUCCGGUGAAUGCCACCACGUUUGCCACCGUGACUCUAUUUUUAAUAUACAUGCGCGAGGGAGAAGAGUGUCGUAUUCAGGACCCUGAGCCACCGUCCGUCCAGCUGCAGCCUCUGCAGCCACAGACACAGCCGACCAGCAUGUGAGCCACGUUUCAUCUGUCAAAUAUAGAUGGAACUGUCAGCUCCUCGCAGGUCUGAUCCCUCAGCUGGUUUCCAUAGUAACAAACAUGAACUGGUCCUAAGUACACAUCUGUGCACUGAGCUCCUGCAAAGUGUCCACGUAGUAUUUAAUAAUAUAUAGUGUAUUUUAAGAUAAAAUCGGCACUUGUAAAUAUGGCCUCUUUUUAAAACAUCCUUGGUUUUUGUUGAGUCUUAAGAGUCAGGAAACUCGACAGUUACAGAGUCACGCUUACAGAUGUCCCAAAUAUUUUGAGUCAAGCAAACACUUUGUCAUUGAUGCUGUGUUCAGGUCAAAACGACUUAUACCUGGAACUUAAUUCAACAACUGGUCUAAUAUUCCUCAUCUAUUUCGUCCAGGUCAAUUAGUCCCCUUUACUCUUUAUCCUCAUAUAAACACAGCAUUUUUACAUUGUUUUGUAGUGGUUACAAGUACAUAGAGCUUAUACAUGUACAUUUAUGUAGAUAUUCAUUUUCUGAAGUUACAACUGCGUAUUUAGUUAAACUUUGCUAUGAAAUCAGCAGCCAUCUUUUUACUUCGGUUCUUUGUCUACGGUAAUAAUCUACCUUUAGAUUCUGACAUUUUAUAGAGAAAAUAUUAAAGGGUCUGACAAUGACUCACUGCAGUAUGACACAAACCGAGUUGAGUCCAAAGAAAGCACCUUAUGGUAUGAUACGGUUAUACGGUUACAUUUUUGCCAGUCACAUUUGUCACAUUUGCAAGAAUCUGUGUUGAGCAAAAGGGGGGUUUUAAAGUACAAUCUUUUUAAUUUUUUAAGUUCCCUGUGAUUGGAGGUUUUGUUGUUUAUCAAGCGCCAUGUUGUCCACAAGGGGGUGGUGUCUACACACUAACCAGAGGCAGAGAAAUGGCCCCUGUAAGACUGAGCUGCAGAUGUUUUGCCUAUUUUAUCUUUGUGUAUGAAAGUACAGUUUUACCACCUGUCAGCUAAAUUAUACUGAUCAAACACCUCCAGAGGAUAUGAAAUAGUCAAGUAUAAAUACAAUUCAUCUCGUGAACUUGAUUUUAAUCAUUUACUUCUGUCUGUAAAUUGAUGAACCUGUAACAUUAUUAUAACAUUUCACCCUCAGAGACUCGGUCACUUGUCACUAACUUUUUAUCAUCUGCCACAAAACCUAAAACUAAAGUCCAAAGCUUCAGCACCAAAGACGGAACCAAACUCUUCUAAUGGCUCUGUUCUCUGUUGGCUUCUUCAACCAAAAUCUGUCUGAGACCCCUCUGCUCUCCUCUCCAUGUUAACCUACAGGACAAAGGGCACACACAGUGUCUCUCGGUGCAGUGUGAACUCUGUGAACUACUCGGUUAACAGUUGCAAUACUGAAAACUUCAUUGCAGGUUUAAAAUGUCAACUGAGACACAAGUAAAAGACAAGCGAACAUCAAUCUGCCUGCAGGUGGCGCCACACAGACGUUAGAACUGUCGAAGCUCUUACUCUUCCUGCACAUCUUCAUGUGUUCACUGGUCCUGUGGGGUCAAACUGCUCUGGAGUUGUUCAAAUAAUGUACAUACUGUGAAUUUGGCUUUUUUCUGUUACCAUUUUUUCUUUGUGUUCAACUUUAGGUUUGAUUUUAUUUACUAUUCUGUAUUUCUGUUUUAAGACUUUUAAUGUGUAUAUAUUCUGGGUUUGUCUGACUUUACUGGUGGAUGAUAUGAUUGCUGAAAUGGCUGCUUUAAUUGUGCUUGUCUUGUACCAAAGCAGCAUGUUCUGUUGAAUGUUGAAAUAAAAGCCACUAUCCUCCUCA
Messenger RNA from Hippoglossus stenolepis (Pacific halibut), 3257 nucleotides. RefSeq names its product mitochondrial basic amino acids transporter (gene slc25a29l). The coding region runs from base 531 to 1463 and encodes 310 amino acids. Gene Ontology annotation, molecular function: high-affinity L-arginine transmembrane transporter activity. NCBI's taxonomy places the organism in Eukaryota, Metazoa, Chordata, Actinopteri, Pleuronectiformes, Pleuronectidae. The record is from RefSeq and is a predicted model, not a curated record. Gene Ontology annotation, cellular component: mitochondrion. The transcript has 4 exons. Gene Ontology annotation, biological process: mitochondrial L-ornithine transmembrane transport.